Penicillium oxalicum is the source of this 3768-nucleotide messenger RNA. Its product is annotated as DNA-directed RNA polymerase II core subunit RPB2. NCBI's taxonomy places the organism in Eukaryota, Fungi, Ascomycota, Eurotiomycetes, Eurotiales, Aspergillaceae. The record is from RefSeq and is a predicted model, not a curated record. Gene Ontology annotation, cellular component: RNA polymerase II, core complex. The transcript has 2 exons. Gene Ontology annotation, molecular function: DNA-directed RNA polymerase activity; DNA binding; ribonucleoside binding. Gene Ontology annotation, biological process: DNA-templated transcription. Bases 1 to 3768 code for a protein of 1255 amino acids.
AUGGCGGACUACGAUGAAGCCUACGAGGAGCAAUUUUACGAUGACGCUGAAGAUGGAAUCACUUCCGAGGACUGCUGGACAGUGAUCUCGUCCUUCUUCGACGUCAAGGGUCUUGUGUCGCAACAGCUUGAUUCUUUCGAUGAGUUCAUUUCUUCGACGAUGCAGGAAUUAGUGGAGGAGCAAGGACAAGUUGUUUUGGAUCAGACCGUGCCCCCCGAUGAGGACGAAGCCGAGCCUGUGGUCGUGCGCCGAUACGAGAUCAAAUUCGGUACUGUCAUGCUCACACGGCCAUCUGUGACGGAAGACGAUGGAUCGACAGUGAGCAUGUUGCCUCAAGAGGCACGUCUGCGAAACUUGACUUACGCCAGUCCCCUUUACCUGACCAUGAAGAAAUUCGUUACCGAGGCACGAGAAUGUCAGGUUGCGGAUCGAGCGGACGAUGAAGCUGCCGAUGCAGAUGAUGAAAACAAGGAGCGAGGCACAUAUCUCAAAUGGGCGCCCAGAUCUCACGACUCAGCCUGGCAAGAGGAAGAGACCAUCUUCAUCGGCAAGAUUCCUAUUAUGCUCAAGUCCAAGUACUGCUGUCUGAAGGAAUCGCCUGAAGAGCGACUCUACGCCUGGAAUGAGUGCCCCUACGACUCCGGCGGUUACUUUAUUAUCAACGGAAGUGAGAAGGUGUUGAUUGCUCAGGAGCGCAGUGCGGGAAAUAUUGUGCAGGUCUUCAAGAAGGCUCCACCCAGCCCAACACCAUACGUCGCUGAAAUUCGAAGUGCUGUCGAGAAGGGAUCGCGUCUUCUUUCUCAGCUCGCGCUUAAGCUCUUUGCCAAGGGUGACAGUGCCAAGGGCGGAUUCGGUCCCACCAUCCGUUCGACUCUUCCCUACGUUAAGUCUGACAUUCCGAUUGUCAUUGUUUUCCGUGCUCUCGGUGUCGUAUCCGAUGAGGACAUUCUUAACCACAUCUGCUAUGACCGCAAUGAUACCCCGAUGUUGGAGAUGUUGAAGCCUUGUAUCGAGGAGGGUUUCGUCAUCCAGGACCGUGAAGUUGCUCUUGACUUUAUUGCCAAGCGUGGCUCGUCACAAUCCAAUUUGAACCAUGAGCGACGUGUUCGAUAUGCGCGAGAGAUCAUGCAGAAAGAGUUGCUGCCCCAUAUUUCUCAGAGCGAGGGCAGCGAAACGCGAAAGGCCUUCUUCUUGGGCUACAUGGUUCAUCGUCUGCUGCAAUGUGCCCUUGGCCGCCGAGAUGUUGACGACCGUGACCACUUCGGAAAAAAGCGUCUGGACUUGGCUGGUCCCCUUCUGGCUGGUCUUUUCCGUGUUCUCUUUACUCGCGUCACUCGUGAUCUCCAGCGUUACAUGCAACGAUGUGUGGAGACUAACAAGGAGCCAAACCUUCGCAUUGGCCUUAAGGCUGCGACAUUGACUGGUGGCCUGAAAUACGCCUUGGCAACGGGUAACUGGGGUGAGCAGAAGAAGGCGGCCAGCUCCAAGGCUGGUGUCUCCCAAGUGCUUAGUCGUUACACAUUUGCUUCUAGUUUGUCUCAUCUUCGUCGUACCAACACACCUAUUGGCCGAGAUGGUAAGAUUGCGAAGCCUCGUCAGCUACAUAAUACUCACUGGGGUCUUGUCUGUCCGGCCGAGACACCAGAAGGUCAAGCUUGUGGUCUUGUCAAGAACUUGGCUCUGAUGUGUUACAUCACGGUCGGAACGCCCAGCGAGCCUAUCGUGGACUUCAUGAUUCAACGGAACAUGGAGGUUCUUGAAGAGUUCGAGCCACAGGUUACUCCCAACGCUACGAAGGUCUUUGUUAAUGGUGUCUGGGUCGGUAUUCACCGUGAUCCGACACACCUGGUCAACACGAUGCAGUCCUUGCGUCGACGCAACAUGAUCUCUCAUGAAGUCAGCUUGAUUCGUGACAUUCGUGACCGAGAAUUUAAAAUUUUCACGGAUGCUGGACGUGUCUGCCGUCCCUUGUUUGUUGUGGACAAUGACCCGAAGAGUGAAAAUGCAGGAUCUCUGGUCCUGAAUAAGGAACAUAUUCGUUUGCUUGAGUUAGACAAGGAUCUUCAACGUGAGCUGCCACCAGAGCAACUCCGCGAGCAGGGUUUCGGAUGGGACGGCUUGGUCAGGUCAGGAGUCGUGGAAUACGUCGACGCUGAAGAGGAAGAGACGAUUAUGAUUGUCAUGACCCCCGAGGAUCUUGAGAUCUCCAAACAUCUUCAGGCAGGAUAUUCCCUCCCCGAAGAUGACAAGAACGAUCUCAACAAGCGUGUCCGCACUGUCACUCAGCGCGCCCACACUUGGACUCACUGCGAGAUUCAUCCCAGUAUGAUUCUUGGUGUCUGUGCCAGUAUCAUUCCUUUCCCCGAUCACAACCAGUCGCCCCGUAACACUUACCAGUCUGCCAUGGGUAAACAAGCCAUGGGUGUCUUCUUGACCAACUUUGCACAGCGAAUGGAGACAAUGGCAAACAUUCUCUACUACCCUCAAAAACCACUUGCGACAACGCGGUCGAUGGAGUUCCUGCGCUUCCGCGAGUUGCCCGCCGGUCAAAACGCUAUUGUCGCCAUUGCCACUUAUUCCGGUUACAACCAGGAGGAUUCCGUCAUCAUGAAUCAAAGCAGUAUCGACCGUGGUCUCUUCCGCAGUCUGUUCUAUCGUACAUACACGGAUUCGGAAAAGACGGUGGGCACAUCUUUCGUUGAGAGUUUCGAGAAGCCUAUCAAGAGCGAGACCAUCGGCAUGCGCAAGGGUACAUACGACAAACUAGACGACGACGGUAUCGUUGCUCCUGGUGUGCGUGUCUCUGGAGAGGACAUCAUCAUCGGCAAGGUCGCCCCCCUCGCACCCGAUGCGGAAGAGCUCGGGCAACGAACCAAGUCACACGUCAAAAUCGAUGUAUCUACGCCUCUUCGCAGUACUGAAAAUGGUAUCGUCGAUCAGGUCGUGAUUUCGACCGCCAACGAUGGUCUCAAAUUCGCCAAAGUCCGCAUGCGUACCACCAAGGUUCCGCAGAUUGGUGACAAGUUCGCUUCCCGUCACGGGCAGAAGGGUACUAUUGGUAUCACAUACCGACAGGAGGACAUGCCUUUCAGCCGCGAGGGGUUGACACCUGAUAUUAUCAUUAACCCUCACGCUAUUCCCUCGCGUAUGACCAUUGCUCACUUGAUCGAGUGUCAGCUCAGUAAAGUCUCAGCUCUUCGAGGAUUUGAAGGCGAUGCCACGCCAUUUACAGACGUGACUGUUGACUCCGUCUCGCGUCUGCUUCGUGAGCACGGUUAUCAAUCUCGUGGAUUCGAAGUCAUGUACAACGGCCACACCGGCCGCAAGUUGGUGGCUCAGGUCUUCCUUGGUCCCACUUAUUACCAGCGGCUGCGCCACAUGGUAGACGACAAGAUUCACGCUCGUGCUCGGGGCCCAACGCAGAUCUUGACACGCCAACCCGUAGAGGGUCGUGCUCGUGAUGGUGGUCUUCGUUUCGGAGAGAUGGAGCGUGAUUGCAUGAUUGCCCAUGGUGCCAGUCACUUCCUCAAGGAACGUCUCUUUGACGUGUCAGACCCCUUCCGAGUCCACAUUUGCGACGACUGCGGUCUGAUGACUCCUAUCGCUAAACUCAAAAAGGGUCUCUUUGAAUGUCGCCUGUGUAACAACAAGCACCGCAUCUCCCAAGUCCAUAUCCCCUACGCCGCCAAGCUUCUGUUCCAAGAGCUGGCCUCGAUGAACAUUGCCGCUCGGAUGUUUACUGAUCGCUCUGGAGUUUCGGUGCGCUAA